AAAAAGAGGGGAGUGAUGUCUUCAAAUGAGCUCAGCGUGAUGGACAUGGACUCCUGCAUUCGGACUUUUAAAGAGCACAUGCACCUGGAGCUGGAGCCGCCCAGGUUGCCGGGGGUGAUGGGAGGCAGGAGGGGUGCCACGUCCCCCAAACUGUCCCCCCGGAGCUCCCCCCGGCUGUUCCGCAAGCUCAUGGUCAACAAGAGCAUUCGUCAGAGGAGGAGGUUCACCGUGGCGCAUACGUGUUUUGACGUGGAGAAUGGCCCCUCGGCGAGCUGUAGCCCCCUGGACCCUCAGGCGUCCCCGGGCUCAGGCCUCGUGCUUCACACAAACUUCCCCGGACACAACCAGCGCCGCGAGUCCUUCCUGUACCGCUCCGACAGCGACUAUGACCUGUCGCCCAAGUCCAUGUCCAGGAACUCGUCCAUCGCCUCCGAACUACAUGGCGAUGACUUGAUAGUAACCCCAUUUGCUCAGGUUUUGGCCAGCCUUCGAAGUGUGAGGAAUAACUUUACAGUGCUCACCAAUGUCCAAUGUGCCUCCAGCAAGAGGUCUCCGGCCGCCACCACCCAGCCCCCCAUCACCAGAGUCUGCCUCCCAGAUGAGGCAUACCAGAAGUUGGCGAUGGAGACCAUGGAGGAGCUGGACUGGUGUCUGGACCAGCUGGAGACCAUCCAGACCUACCGCUCCGUCAGCGACAUGGCCUCCAACAAGUUCAAGAGAAUGUUGAACCGGGAGUUGACGCACCUCUCGGAGAUGAGUCGCUCCGGAAACCAAGUCUCCGAAUUCAUUUCCAACACCUUUCUAGAUAAACAGAAUGAGGUGGAAAUCCCGUCACCGACCUCCAAAACACGCGAGAAGAAGAAGCAGCAGAAGCAGCAGCUGAUGACUCAGAUCAGCGGAGUGAAGAAGGUCUCCCACGGGCCCUCUCUGUCCAGCAGCAGCAUCGCGCGAUUCGGGGUCAAAACCGACAAAGAGGAGAUGCUGUCUAAAGAGCUGGAGGAUCUCAACAAGUGGGGCCUGAACAUCUUCACCGUGUCUGAGUAUUCCCACAACAGACCGCUCACCUGCAUCAUGUACGCCAUCUUCCAGGAGCGAGACUUGUUAAAGACAUUUAAAAUCCCGGCGGACACGUUUGUGGCGUACAUGAUGACAUUAGAGGAUCACUACCACGCAGAUGUGGCCUAUCAUAACAGUCUGCACGCUGCUGACGUCGCCCAGUCCACUCACAUCCUCCUCUCCACCCCGGCUCUAGACGCUGUCUUCACAGAUCUGGAGAUUCUGGCUGCCAUCUUUGCUGCGGCGAUCCACGACGUCGACCAUCCAGGAGUAUCGAACCAGUUCUUAAUCAAUACGAAUUCCGAGUUGGCGUUGAUGUACAAUGAUGAAUCCGUGCUGGAAAACCAUCAUUUAGCUGUGGGUUUCAAGCUGCUACAAGAAGACAACUGCGAUAUCUUCCAAAAUCUCACCAAAAAGCAAAGGCAGUCGCUAAGAAAGAUGGUUAUCGAUAUGGUUUUAGCCACUGACAUGUCAAAACAUAUGAGUCUUUUGGCCGAUCUGAAGACGAUGGUUGAGACGAAGAAGGUGACGAGUUCAGGAGUGCUAUUGCUGGACAACUACACAGACAGAAUACAGGUGCUGCGUAACAUGGUGCACUGCGCAGAUCUGAGUAACCCCACCAAGUCCCUGGAGCUGUACCGACAGUGGACAGAUCGCAUCAUGGAGGAGUUCUUCCACCAGGGGGACCGUGAGCGCGAGAGGGGCAUGGAGAUCAGCCCCAUGUGUGACAAGCACACAGCCUCAGUGGAGAAGAGCCAGGUGGGCUUCAUCGACUACAUCGUGCACCCGCUGUGGGAGACAUGGGCAGACCUGGUGCACCCCGACGCCCAGGACAUCCUGGACACGCUGGAGGACAACAGGAACUGGUACCAAAGUAUGAUCCCACAAAGCCCGUCCCCACCCUUCUACGACCAGGGACCCCACGGGCUGAGCGCUGGGCAGGGGGGGCAGGGAGGAGGGGAGAAGUUCCAGUUUGAGCUGACACUGGAGGAGGAGGACUUGGAUGGGAUGGAUAAGGACGGAGAGGCGGAGGAAGAGGAGGAGGAAGAGGAGGAGGACAGUCUGUCCCGCUCCCCACCUCUGGACUAUCUGGACAGUCAGGAGCAGGACAGCAUAGAGCCCACCACUGCAAUAGAGAUCGUGACCCAUGAGGCGUCGCCCACAGACACAUAGGGCUCAGUGUUUUUAUCGCUUUGAGGUUUGAAAAAGAGGAGGUUCCUCUUGCAGCUGAGCUUUUUAAAGCCCACAAAGGCAAGGCCUUAGUUUUAGCCUGACGUGGUGGUCUGCACUUGGCCGUUUGAAGCCGGUUUGGAACGGACUGUUUUUGUAGGAGGAGGCUUCAGAGUUCUCAGGAAAUUCUUAGUGCGAACACUUGGUUUGUGGACACGAGACUGACGGUGAACUUGAAGGAUUUUGGCCAGUUUGGAACAUGGUUAUUCGUCUAUUCUGGACUGGCAUUAAUGGACAAUGACACUACUGAGAGAUGUUUUGUACCUUAAGACUUUUUUACAAACAUGAUAUGAUCUAGAAGUAGCAUAUAGUAAGAUCUACUGAUGGAGAAGUUUGUAUAGAAAGAGUGUUUACUUUUUUCCUGUACCAUUUGUCAAAGGACUUUUGUGUGCCUUUUUUACUAUUGUCUUUAUAAUAGUUUUUUAUUUAUUGAACACUCUAGUUUGUCUGUGAAAUGUUUUCUUUUCUUAUCCGAAGAGCAAAAUCUUUUUGUAUGUUAAAUACCAGUCUUCCAUGUAUUGGGCAAUAGAGAAAUCCAAACAAACGUCGACAAACAACUUUGGACAAACUCAUAGAACACAAAACCAUUGUUAAGUUUGAAGUAGGAGCACAAUGUUUCUGUGGUAGUCAUUUUCAUGUACACCUCAUUAUGUACUUUUAGUUUGAGGUUCUGCAAACACUGGUGCUUCUAACCUUUUCACACCAAAAUUCAAUCUUUGAUGCAAACUUGAGAAUAAAGUAAUAAUCCAUAACUCCAUGUAUCUGAACACCUGCUGCAUUGAACAAACCAUAACUGAAUGUGAACCUUGUGUUUUCUUUUGGUGUGGAUUGGAGGGAAAACCACUUCAAACAUUCACUGCCCAAAUCGACUAGUUUUAAACCAAAAAUGAAAUAUGAUCUCCAAAAUCACGAUGGCAGCCUGGGAAGGUCAAAUGCACAAGAUGAGAGUGUGUAUUUUUAGCCCACAGGUAUGCUACACUUUGAAUAAUCUGGUUACGUGGAUAUAAGACCCCUCUGUAAUCAGGGCAGCCCCAUGAUGAGAGCUGGGGCCCCAAAGCUCCACAGACUCUGGCCCGAGACAAUCAGGACGCCUAUUUCCUCCAGAGCAGAACGAGCCUCAAGUGCUGCUUCUGCUCAUUGACGUCAGCAGAGGUCCCCCUCCCGCUCCUCUGUUUCCAGGACAGUCGGGUUUUGGGGAUUAGGCACCAAAAUAUACAGUAGGCUGUGUUCAGAACACUUUGUCCACAGUCUUUUAAAACAAUGUUGCACUAAUUUAAGCAGCUCCAGCAGAGAAAGGGCAAAUGUUUGAAGGGUCUGCAGACCUCAGCUUGGUCGUGUUGGUUUGGGUUUACUGGUAAACUCUAAGGUACUUCAUAGUCCCAUCAGCAUGCACCAGUCACACACACACACACACACACACACACACACACACAGAUGCAUUGAACACUGACUGUCUGUCUGUUAUGUCUGACCAUCACUCACCCUUUGUCUCUACUGUUUGUCGCUAGGAGCUCAAGUUGGUCCUUUUUGCUGUUUAUAACAGUGUGUAUUUAUUCUAUACUUUAAGCUUGUAAAUAAGAAAUAUGGUUCAGUGUAAGAUCUAUUUUAAUUUAUAUGCACUUGCAUUACCUGGAAGUGGUGGUGUCUAUGUGUAGAAGACUCGGACUGAGUCUUUUUAUAUAUGUAUUAUAUAUUGUUUUAUAUCUAUAUAAAUAUAUAUAAUUCUAAGUAUAUAUUCGCACAAUAUUUGAGUGCCCGGCAGAGCAGCAGCUAAAACAUCACAGUGCUGCUGUUACAUGAACACUCUGUAGCUCCAAAACCUUCAUUUCAUUUAAACUUCUCUUUUGUUUUUACAACUGCCUCAAACCUGCAUGUUUAAACCAAAAAAAUGAUAUCUUGUCACACAUUAUUUAUUGCUUUGGACAUUUUAUUAUAAUUAUUAUAAUAUGAAUUGUAGCUAAUUGCCAAAGUUUUGCAGUGUACUUUCUAUGGGGAUGGACCAACUCUUGUUUUGGGGCUUCAGAGUGUUCGUGUGGCAGCAUCACCAUGGUAACCCAGAGGCGACAUAGAGGACAUGUUAAACUGCAUAGACAUGGAUAUAGAAAACGUAUAUUAAACGCCUAUUGCUUAGUCCUAAACCUACAGUAGUUUCUUUUGUCUCGACCCUAGCUUCCUCAUCCAACAGUUUGAUUGCAGAUUGCUGAUAUUUGAGGCCAGACAGUUGAAUAGACACAUCUUCACUUAAGGCACUUGAUGUAAAAGUAGACACACAACAGCGUGUUGUUAGCAUGCUACAAUACGCCCAGCACUAAAUCUUAUGUAUCUGAUUGUGCUAAUGUGUGAACUCUCUCUGACCAAACUUGUUAGCAGUUUUGAAAUUCAAAUUUGUCAGUAUUAACAUUGUUUAUCUACGUUUAAGCUUUUUCAGUCCUAGUUGUGUCCAAAUGGUUAGCCAGAUUUAGCACUAUCUGCAUGAAAGAUGGGUUUUUUAACUGUCAAUAAUAUGUUCCAGUCCGCCAGUUGUUCCAGGUGGGUUAUUCAAUGUUUCACACAAUGUAUGGUAUUCAAUUGUAUAUUGUGUUCAAAAUAAAUCUGAAAUACUUUUUCUAUGAAGUGAUUAAAAGCAAAGCAUGAA
This is a messenger RNA of Boleophthalmus pectinirostris (great blue-spotted mudskipper), 4921 nucleotides long. It is a transcript of the gene pde4ba, whose product is annotated as phosphodiesterase 4B, cAMP-specific a. The record is from RefSeq and is a predicted model, not a curated record. Gene Ontology annotation, cellular component: nucleus; perinuclear region of cytoplasm; cytosol. NCBI's taxonomy places the organism in Eukaryota, Metazoa, Chordata, Actinopteri, Gobiiformes, Gobiidae. Gene Ontology annotation, biological process: signal transduction. Gene Ontology annotation, molecular function: transmembrane transporter binding; 3',5'-cyclic-AMP phosphodiesterase activity. The coding region runs from base 16 to 2229 and encodes 737 amino acids. The transcript is spliced from 14 exons.